AUGUUGAAGCCUCAAAUCAACAACUACUCUCACUCUCACCAAAACCUACUUCCACUCCAUAAACCUUUCGUUGGCGGUGAUGCCACCGGCCAUUCCUCCUCCACCGCCUACUCCCCCACCAUUCUCCGCCAGCCGACAUCCACCAAGAAAUCCAAUUCCCGAUCAUCCACUUCAGCUGCUGGUGGCAGCAUUAUUAAAGCCAUAUCAAUUCCAGCAUUCCUUAGCAAGGCCACCACUGUGAAGGGUGUCAUCACCAUCCAACCAACCAUUAGUUCCGCCCUCGAAGGUGUAGGCGUUGGUGGCGCCGUUGAUGUCGUCUCCGACCUUCUUGGACGGUCCAUCAUGCUGGAGCUUGUUUCAAAUGACCUUGAUUCAAAAGGAAAUCUAAAGACGGUGAAGGCAUAUGCAAGAUACGUUGCAUUGGAUUUCAACAUUAAUGUAUACACAUACAAAUGCGACUUCGACGUCCCUGAAGAUUUUGGGGAGAUAGGGGCUGUGUUGGUUGAGAAUGAGUACAGUAAGAAGAUGUUCUUCAAGACUAUUGUGCUUAACAAUGAUGUCACCUUCACUUGUGACUCUUGGGUUCAUUCCAAGUUUGAUAACCCGGAGAAAAGAAUCUUCUUUACCAACAAGUCUUACCUUCCGUCGGAAACACCAAAGGCACUCUUGCAAUUGAGAGCGAAAGAUCUAGAAUCUCUUCGAGGUAACGGCCAAGGAGAGCGUAAAUCUUUUGAGAGGAUUUACGAUUAUGACGUGUACAAUGAUCUUGGAGCUCCUGAUCUGAGCGUCAGUUUGGCACGGCCGGUGCUCGGUGGUGAGCAACAUCCUUAUCCUAGACGCUGUCGCACUGGUCGCAAAAUGUCCUCUAAAGAUCCAUUGACGGAAACAAGAACUCUGCUCCCGUUUUAUGUACCAAGGGAUGAAGAUUUUUCUGAGAUAAAAGAGGUAGAAUUUGGAGCGAGGGCUUUGUACUCGGUGCUACAUGGAGUUGUACCAAUUCUAGACUCGAUUACCACUGACAAGGACAAGGGAUUUCCGUUAUUCACCAACAUAGACUUGCUUUACAACGAAGGUGUUAACGUUCCCGCCCCUGACAAAAAUCUUCUUACUGUUUUACCUAGACUUGUGAAAGGAGCUUCUGAUACGGCAAAUACUGUUAUCAAGUUUGAGACCCCUGAAACCAUGGAUAGGGACACGUUCUCAUGGUUUCGUGAUGAGGAAUUUUGUCGACAAAUGCUUGCUGGUCUCAAUCCAUAUAGCAUACAGCUAGUGACGGAAUGGCCAUUGAUGAGUAAGUUGGAUCCUGAAGUUUACGGACCAGCUGAAUCUGCAAUCACCAAGGAAAUUGUUGAGGAAGAGAUUAGAGGAUUCAUGACUCUGGAGGAGGCUUUGGCACAAAAGAAGUUGUUCAUGCUGGAUUACCAUGAUUUGUUGUUGCCGUAUGUAAAUAAAACCAACGAGCUAAAAGGGAGAACUCUUUACGGUUCAAGGACAUUAAUGUUCCUUACUCCUGCCGGCACAUUGAGGCCGCUAGCCAUAGAGUUGACUCGCCCACCAAGUGAUGGUAAACCACAAUGGAAACAUGUGUACACGCCAAGUUGGGAUGCUACUGGUGCUUGGCUCUGGAAGCUAGCCAAGGCUCAUGUCCUUGCUCAUGAUUCCGGCUAUCACCAGCUUGUCAGCCACUGGCUAAGAACUCAUUGUGUUACAGAGCCUUACAUAAUUGCAACCAAUCGACAUCUUAGCCAGAUGCAUCCUAUUCAACGACUGCUCAUCCCUCAUUUCCGGUACACAAUGCAAAUCAAUGCUUUAGCUCGACUAGCUCUCAUUAACGCCGGUGGUAUUAUAGAGUCAACAUUCUCUCCUGGAAAGUAUUGUAUGCAACUCUGCUCUGAUGCAUAUGAUCAAUUGUGGCGUUUUGAUCACGAGGCACUUCCAGCUGAUUUAAUCAGCAGGGGCAUGGCUGUUGAAGAUCCGUCUGCACCACAUGGCAUAAAACUAGCAAUCGAAGACUAUCCCUUUGCAAACGAUGGUCUUCUUGUUUUUGAUGCCAUCAAACAAUGGGCAACUUCUUACGUCAACCACUACUACCCACAAGCGAAUAAAGUGGAGUCUGAUGAAGAGCUUCAAGCAUGGUGGGAUGAAAUUCGCACGGUUGGACAUGGAGACAAGAAAGACGAACCGUGGUGGCCACAACUCAAAACACAAGAUGAUUUAAUUGAAAUUGUGUCCACCAUCAUGUGGGUGACAUCUGGGCAUCAUUCUGCAGUUAACUUUGGUCAAUACGAUUUUGCUGGGUAUUUCCCAAACAGGCCAACCAUUUCCAGAACCAAAAUGCCCGACGAUGAACCAACAGAGGAAGAGUGGCAGUCAUUCAUAAAACGACCUGAGAACGCAUUGUUAGAAUGUUUCCCUUCCCAAAUCCAAGCUACCCAAGUUAUGUCUGUUUUAGAUGUGCUGUCAAGUCACUCACCUGAUGAGGAGUACAUUGGUAAAAAUAUUGAGGCCGCGUGGGAGGCAGAGCCUGCAAUAAAAGCAGCAUUUGAGAAGUUCCGAAGUAGAUUGAAUGAGCUAGAAGGCAUUAUAGACUCGAGGAACGCCGAUCUUAAUUUGAAGAACCGAAGUGGUGCAGGGUUGGUUCCAUACCAGCUUCUCAAGCCUUAUUCCGGAAAGGGGGUUACCGGAAUGGGUGUUCCAAACAGCAUAUCCAUCUAGUUAGUUAAUUUAAUUGUUUGGCUUAAUUUGGUCCAAUAUCAUUAGUCGAAUAAUUGUCAAGAUUUGUCUGGUAAUCAAUAAGGUAAUCACUCCAUGGUUGUGUUGUCUUUAUUUUAUCUGUUGGAAUAAGUUCAUUUUCUUUUUUAAAUUGAAUAAUAAGAUCAUCUUAUGUUUGUUUUAUCAA
Erigeron canadensis is the source of this 2899-nucleotide messenger RNA. Its product is annotated as lipoxygenase 2, chloroplastic-like. Gene Ontology annotation, biological process: lipid oxidation. Gene Ontology annotation, molecular function: metal ion binding; oxidoreductase activity, acting on single donors with incorporation of molecular oxygen, incorporation of two atoms of oxygen; protein binding. The transcript is spliced from 9 exons. The record is from RefSeq and is a predicted model, not a curated record. Bases 1 to 2715 code for a protein of 904 amino acids. Lineage: Eukaryota; Viridiplantae; Streptophyta; Magnoliopsida; Asterales; Asteraceae.